GACGCCAUUCUCUUGUCAUCAGACAAAAUCAAGUUUCACGUCUCAAAAGUCGUCCUGUCCAUCGCCUCCCCGUUCUUCCAAGACAUGUUUGGCCUCCCCCAAGCCCCUGAUAGCGAUCCUGAAGGGUCCGUGAUACCCGUGACGGAGAAUAGCUCGAUACUCAAUGCUCUACUUCGCAUCUGCUAUCCAAUCCCCGACCCCACCGUAUCACAGCCAAUGGACCUAUACCAACUCGUCAUCACGGCUGACAAGUAUCAUCUACCUGCUGUCACAAACUGGGCGCGUGAACGCCUGCUCGCCGUCGCGCGUGACCAGCCCCUCGCGGCUUACGCUGCAGCAUGCUGCCUAGGAUGGAACCCGGAGGCAAAAUUAUCGGCCAAAGAGGCACUUAAGUUUACCGUGGCCGAGCUAGAAGCGUUUUCGGAGGGAUCAGGGCUUGAGCUUGUCUCUUGCGAAUGCAUUCGUCGCCUCUUGGCGUACCACCGUGCAUGC
This is a messenger RNA of Punctularia strigosozonata HHB-11173 SS5, 492 nucleotides long. RefSeq lists its product as uncharacterized. NCBI's taxonomy places the organism in Eukaryota, Fungi, Basidiomycota, Agaricomycetes, Corticiales, Punctulariaceae. The transcript has a single exon. The record is from RefSeq and is a predicted model, not a curated record. The annotation marks the transcript as partial. Gene Ontology annotation, molecular function: protein binding.